This is a messenger RNA of Pocillopora damicornis (cauliflower coral), 1358 nucleotides long. RefSeq names its product N(4)-(Beta-N-acetylglucosaminyl)-L-asparaginase. Gene Ontology annotation, molecular function: N4-(beta-N-acetylglucosaminyl)-L-asparaginase activity. Gene Ontology annotation, cellular component: lysosome; cytoplasm. NCBI's taxonomy places the organism in Eukaryota, Metazoa, Cnidaria, Anthozoa, Scleractinia, Pocilloporidae. The record is from RefSeq and is a predicted model, not a curated record. Gene Ontology annotation, biological process: protein deglycosylation.
GUCCUUCAUCGUAAUUAAUGUUGAAUUUAUUCACUUUGCUUCAAGUACGAAGGAAAGUAAAUAUUAAUCUUAUAUCAAAAAAAGGAUAAGAAAGAGGGACAAAAAAAGGAAAACGCUUUCAAACAGAAAACGAAAAAAAACUAUAUUAGAUUGUAGGCAUGCAAAGCGUGAAUGCAGCAGAAGUGAUCGACCGUGGGAAGAUUGGUUCGAUUAAAGCCAUUAUGGAGGAAGUGUCAGGUCGAUAUUGUCAAGUAGUAAUUUUAGUUUUAUUUUUGUUUGUGGAAGGACAAAUUUUUAAAUAUGGUGAAACUUCGACCCCCAAGAGUCUCCCAGUUGUGAUAAAUACAUGGCCUUUUACAAAUGCAACAGCUGAAGCUUGGCAUGUUAUUUCAAGUGACAAAGGAAGUGCGCUGGAUGCGGUUGAAUCUGGAUGCACAGUGUGUGAAAUGGAGCAAUGUGAUGGCACUGUAGGGUUUGGUGGAAGCCCCAAUGAAGAUGGAGAGACAACAUUAGAUGCCAUGAUUAUGAAUGGUGUUACACAUGAUGUUGGAGCUGUUGGCUGUCUAAAGAGAGUGAAAAGAGCCAUUUCAGUUGCACGCAGUGUCAUGGAACACACCUCAGAGACAUUUUUGGUAGGAGAUGAUGCUACCCAGUUUGCAGUGCAGAUGGGAUUCACAAAUGAAGACUUGCACACUAACCACUCAUGGCAGAUGUGGAGAGACUGGGAAAAGAAUAAUUGCCAACCCAACUUUUGGAAGGACGUGGUUCCUGAUCCUCAUCAGUCAUGUGGUCCUUACAAACCUGUGACAGGGGAACGGAAAAGUUCAAGGCCGACUUCACAUUCAGACAUUGGGCGGCAAAAUCAUGAUACAAUUGGUAUGAUUGUAGUGGACAGAGUUGGGAACAUUGCUGCAGGAACAAGUACAAAUGGAGCAAACCACAAGAUUCCCGGGCGUGUGGGAGACUCACCCAUUGCUGGAGCUGGAGCAUACGUUGAUAAUGAGGUAGGCGGUGCUGCUGCAACAGGCGAUGGAGAUAUCAUGAUGCGAUUUCUUCCGAGUUUUCAGGCAGUUGAGUUCAUGCGUCAGGGUAAAAGUCCAACAGAAGCAGCAACACUAGCUCUUACACGAAUAGCAAAAUAUUACCCAAAGUAUAGUGGGGGCUUGGUAGUAGUCAACAAGGAUGGCGAGUUUGGAGCUGCUGCACAUGGUUGGACAUUCUUUAAGUAUUCUGUUUGCAAUCCACAGUUAGGAAAAGUAACUGUUUAUUCAGUUCAGCCUAUCAAUAGUACACUUGUUUGAUUUGAAUAAUUUUUACACGGAACUUUUCUGAAAAACGUUUUUAAACCUGCUGAGAGC